Molecule: messenger RNA, 757 nt
Organism: Phragmites australis (common reed)
Lineage: Eukaryota; Viridiplantae; Streptophyta; Magnoliopsida; Poales; Poaceae
Exons: 2
Coding region: 75-581 (168 amino acids)
Source: RefSeq, a predicted model, not a curated record
CCCACACGCCUUCCACUUCCCGUUUCUUCGCUCGGCUCUGUUGUCGCACAGCCGCUAGCACCGGAUCCGCUCCCAUGGCGAGAGGAUCCAUGGGCGCCGGAUCCAGGCGAGGGAGGGGAAGAGGAACGGCAGGUCGCGAGGAAUCAGCUUUGAACGGUUUGGAGGUGGAGCUGGAUCAAUUGCUUGAAGAACACAGGGAGGGCAUGGUCGUGAGGACAGGGCUGAGGUGCCGCCAUGGCCUCUACCCGGUGCUAGCUUGCAGCUGGUCUGAUACGGAUGUAGGCCGGAGGUUCUUGGCAUGCUCCCAGGUCGAGGAGCCAUGCGACUUCAAGUACUGGAUUGACCAAAAAUUUGAUGGCAGAGCUAAAAGAGUGAUUGAGGAACUUGUGUUUAUGAAUCAAAGCCUGACGGAGCUGUAUGUGCAUUCAGCUAGGCAGUGGGAUGAACUUUUUGUGUCCAGACAGAAGGCAAGGGAAACAAUAUGUGAAUUGAGUGAAACAAUUAGAGAACAACGAAGUUGCAUUGUCAUUUUGUUGUGUUUUACUGCUGUAAUAGCUGGUGGCCUGUGGCUGGUGUUGUAAUGACUUGUUCUCCAGAAUUUUGUUAAUGCUACAAGUUGGCCUGUGGCUGGUGUUGUAGAUUUCAGGUUGAUGUCAAGGAAAAGUGUAAUGACUUGUUCUUCAGAAUCUUGUUAAUGCUAUGACUUGUUCUCCAGAAAGGACUUAUUGUCCAGAAUAUUGUUUCAGGCAAGGGAAAC